This is a messenger RNA of Phacochoerus africanus (Common warthog), 4444 nucleotides long. RefSeq names its product MDM4 regulator of p53 (gene MDM4). Gene Ontology annotation, cellular component: nucleus. Gene Ontology annotation, biological process: negative regulation of apoptotic process; regulation of cell cycle; protein ubiquitination. Gene Ontology annotation, molecular function: ubiquitin protein ligase activity. NCBI's taxonomy places the organism in Eukaryota, Metazoa, Chordata, Mammalia, Artiodactyla, Suidae. Bases 163 to 1653 code for a protein of 496 amino acids. The record is from RefSeq and is a predicted model, not a curated record. The transcript is spliced from 12 exons.
GAUGGGUUGGGAGGCCGGAAGUUGCGGCCUCAUUACUUGCCUUUUCAAAAUGCUGCCGAGGCCUUAGGGCCUGUGACUGGCGCCCCCUCCCCCACCUCGGACUCGGCGGGGGAGCGACUCAUGGAGCAGCCGUAAGAGUUGUCAACAGACUACAAUUUAUUUAUGGACAAAAUGACAUCAUUUUCCACCUCUGCCCAGUGUUCAACAUCUGACAGUGCUUGCAGGAUCUCUCCAGAACAAACCAAUCAGGUACGACCAAAACUGCCACUUUUGAAGAUUUUGCAGGCAGCAGGUGCACAAGGUGAAAUGUUCACUGUUAAAGAGGUCAUGCACUAUCUAGGCCAGUAUAUAAUGGUGAAGCAGCUUUACGAUCAGCGGGAACAACAUAUGGUAUAUUGUGGUGGAGAUCUUUUGGGAGAACUACUGGGUCGUCAGAGCUUCUCCGUGAAAGAUCCAAGCCCUCUCUAUGAUAUGCUAAGAAAGAAUCUUGUCACUUUAGCUACUGCUACUACAGAUGCUGCUCAGACUCUCGCUCUCGCACAGGAUCACAGUAUGGAUAUUCCAAGUCAAGACCAACUGAAGCAAACCGUAGAAGAAAGUUCUAAUUCCAGGAAAAGAACCGAAGAAGACAAUAUUCCUGCACUGCCUACCUCACAGCAUAAAUGCAAAAAUUCUAGAGAGGAUGAAGAUGUGGUAGAAAAUUUAACCCAAGAUGAGACGUCAAGACUGGACCUCGGGUUUGAGGAGUGGGAUGUAGCCGGCCUGCCUUGGUGGUUUUUGGGAAACUUGAGAAACAACUAUACACCUAGAAGUAAUGGCUCAACUGAUUUACAGACAAAUCAGGAUAUUGGUACUGCCAUUGUUUCAGACACCACAGAUGACUUGUGGUUUUUGAAUGAGUCUGUAUCAGAGCAGUUUGGUAUUGGAAUAAAAGUUGAAGCUGCUGAUACUGAACAAACAAGUGAAGAAGUAGGGAAGGUGAGAGACAAAAAGGUGAUUGAAGUGGGGAAAAAUGAUGACCUUGAGGACUCUAAGUCCAUAGACGAUGAUACUGAUAUAGAAGUUACGUCUGAGGAUGAGUGGCAGUGCACUGAGUGCAAGAAAUAUAACUCUCCAAGCAAGAGGUACUGUUUUCGUUGCUGGGCCUUGAGGAAGGAUUGGUAUUCAGAUUGCUCUAAGUUAACCCAUUCUCUCUCCACAUCUGAUAUCACUGCCAUACCUGAAAAGCAAGAAAAUGAAGGAAUUGAUGUCCCUGACUGCAGAAGAACCAUAUCAGCUCCAGUCGUUAGGCCUAAGGAUGCAUAUAUAAAAGAAGAAAAGCCCAAGUGUUUUGGUCCCUGCAACUCAGUGGAAUUCUUGGAUUUGGCUCACAGUUCUGAAAGCCAAGAGACCAUAUCAAGCAUGGGGGAACAAUCAGAUAACCUUUUUGAACAGAGAACAGAUACAGAAAACAUGGAAGAUUGCCAGAAUCUCUUGAAGCCAUGUAGUCUCUGUGAGAAAAGACCACGAGAUGGGAACAUUAUUCAUGGGAGGACAGGCCAUCUUGUCACUUGUUUUCAUUGUGCCAGAAGAUUAAAGAAGGCUGGGGCUUCAUGUCCUAUUUGCAAGAAAGAGAUUCAGUUGGUUAUUAAGUCCAUCUGUGGAAUAUCAUAGGUUCCUGAUCUUAGGCUUGAACAAAGGAUCAGCAUCCAGACUGCCAUGAACUCAUCUGAUGUAAGACUGAAUCACUGCCAAGCAUUGGAAAUAUUCAGUUGUGUCUUAGUAAUAAUUUAUGUAUAUUUAGAUAUAUGCAGUGCUUUGUGGGAAAUUAUUUUGUUUGUAAGAAUUUAUUUUUAAAGGUGAGGAUCAUUUGUUACUUUAACGUCACUUCAUUGCAGUGUUGGCGCCUUUGACAGUCACUAAUGAGAAAUUGGUGAAUGUUAGAUCUUGGGUUCUACACAGCUAUCGUAGUGUUACCUCUUGGUUCUCUUUGGAAAGGGUGAAACUCGUUAACCAGAUAAUUGGUUUUUUGUUUUUUUGUUUUUUUCCCUGCAGAGAGUUAUAUGAACUUCUGAAAGGAUAUUGCUUUAGAUACUGUGAAUCUCUUGUUUUCCAUUUCGCCAACUAUCUACUUAAAUUGCUCAUUCUCAUGUCCUAAAAAAGGAUUCAUCUUGACAGCUCUCCCAUUCAUGGAAGUACAUAUAUGCACACAUACUAUCAAGACUAUUAAUGCUUUUGCUAAAAACGGCUGUAGACUGGCUGUGUCUAGAAGCUGCACUUCAGAGGUAAAUGAACCUGCCAGCUCUCCCUGUGCCAAAAGUAACAUGUACAAUGUUUACAGAUGUCUGGAAUCUUGCACUGCCGUAGGGUAUGCUGAGGUUACUUUGCUGCGAUUUCCUAGAUUUGUGAUUAGCUUAAUUGCAGUUUAGCAAAUGAGAUAUAAUAUUAGAGGCCCAAAGCCACUGGAAAUGAGGGUUAUCUGAGGUAGUGGUUCAGAUGACUCCCAAUAACUAAUCUGGGAACAGUUUUUCCAGAUCGCCUUGAGAUGUCCUUUCUGUUGACAGAACUUUAGUUGUUUGCCGUUGCUAUAUGUUCUUUUUUAGGAGCCAUCAGAUCUCUUCUCUCCUAUGGGAGAAUGUCCUGUUAGCAUUUUCAGGUCUUUUAAUGCAAUAAAUGUGCAAUCCCAAAUAAUGCCACUAUAGGUGAAUGUGGCGUUGUUAAAGAAAAUAUUAUAAUAAACCUACACUUGGGCUUAGUGUACCUCUAUCAAAGCCUUUUGAAUGACUAAAGUGUUCUAGAGAAACAAGUGUUUCUGUGGAAAGAGGUGGUUAAUAUUUCUUGGUAGCUUAUCUGAAAUCAAAGAUGCUGCUUCUGCACAUUGUUGUCCUUCAUCUAAUAUCUGUCUUUACUGUCUUCUGGGAGCAUAGCAAGUGAGUAGAACUCAUUUCUUGGGGUGGAAUGGGUCAAGGAUCCUCAAAAGGGACAAAUAGUACUGCCAGAGCAAUUUCUUUUGCAGAGUAGUUGCUGUAAUUUGACAAAUGCUCUAAUUGAAAAUUGACAUUUUUAUAAUAGUUUAUCAGGGCAUCUGAUUUCUUAUCCCAGAGUUUUUUUGUUUUAUUUUUAAACAGUAAGUACUUUGAUGUCAGACAUGUCCUCUUCCUUUCUUUCUUACUGUUGCUCUUUUUUCCUUGGAGGUCAAGGUUAUUAUUUAUUUCUGGGUAUUGCCUUUAUACCAGAAGCCUUCUGUAUCACCCCUUGGAUGGUUUUAACUACCGUAUCUUUAGAUAAGGUUUCUCUUUUUCACUCAAUCCUGGGAAUGUUUCUGUUGCAGCGUUAGGUGGUAAAUUCCAGCAAUAAGAAGGAAAGAUGUGACAUCAGAGCUCCUAUCUAGUAAAAAACUUGUAGUUGAAGAUUUGCGUAUACGAUGAGGCAACAGGAUUUACUUCCUCUUUUGUCCCAGUAUUAAGAAAUUCAGGUCAGCUUGUCCUCUUCCUACAGGGGGAUUAUUAUUAUUUUUUCUCCCCCUGCAGGUUCCUUCAUUUUUUCCACUUCCUUUGUCCUAAAGAAUCAAAGUAUCUCCUUUGGUUUUUUUCCUUUCCCCCUUUAGAAAGUAAGAGAAAAUGUUUUAAAGGAGGAAUGAAAUGUCUCUGGCCUCCUCAGCACUUGGCAAGCCUCUGAACAGGACCUUUCCAUUCUCUAGCACGACACUAUUAGGUGCCUUUUUGGGUAGAGAUAAAGAGUAAGAUUCCGCCAUCUUGACCUUCUUAAGCUUCCAUUUUUUCUCAUCUGUAAAAUGAGUGUACUACCCUUUCUACCUCAUCGUCCGUUGUAGGGAUUAAGUGUGGGCAGCAGCUUAACCUUUAAUUGCCUUGAAUCAGGUAUUGGAAGUUGUUAAGCUUUUGGUAGAUCUGACUGUGGGGUAUAUAAUCUGAAUACCUCAUGUCCCAGAAGCUGAGCACAAGCUCCCCUUUGUACCUGCCACGCAGAGCCUCUGUUGCCUCCUUUUGCACAUGCCUCUAGCUCAGAUAUCUUUUCCUUGAUAUGAGGCUCUUGUCUAGAAGAGUUUUGCCUCGAGGUUCUGAGAGAAAUGUGUGUGUAAAUUGGGGUAGUAGCUAUCCCUGUGUCGUCAGGGUCUUGGUAUACAGAAAUGCUCUGUCGUACAUGCACUUGAGUGGGUGGCAUAUAAUGCACUGUCAGUAUGUAGCAAACAUGCAAUUUUUCAGCUAACAUCUGAUGAGGCAGAUGUGGUUUCCUAAAAUGGGCAGGAAAAGGUAAUUUGAAAUAACUUUGAAUAGUGACCAGCUCACCAGAUGAGGAAAGGAGACAUUUUCACGAGUUCUUGCCUAAUCUUUGUAAGCACCACUAAAUCGCUUUGUGUCUUUUUUGGGUUUUGCACUGUAUAAUGCUUUUAAUACCUGUUUUUCCUCUUGUGCUUUUUUUUGUGCAUUAAAUAUUUUUCAUUUUA